AUGAGCGCUCUCCCCGUUUGGUCCGACCCGGUCGCAAAUCUGACGGUGAGUGACGCAGGGCCGCGUGCACGCGGCCUGCCUCCGGUCUUCCCCGAUUUGAUCUCUCUCGACGACCUGCAGAUCUGCGUGCUCGACGUCCACGGCCUCGGGCUGCCCAACAUGGACUGGGGCACCGCCCCCGAUUGGGCCGUCGAAUUGAAGUUCGGAUACGAUUGCGACGGGCGAUACUGCGAGCGAGCACACCGCUGUAGCUCCUCGAUUCUGGGGUCGAUGAUGAACGACUUGCGUGAUGGGCCGCCCACCGCGUACUGGAGUCACUGCUGCGCCACGUUUCCGGACGUCGUGGUGUGGGAGGACACCCAAGUCACGUUUGAGCUGUUCGACGUCGACAACUUGGGGCUCCACGACUCGCUCUGCUGUUCUGCCUCCGUGCCUUUGCUUGCCGCCACAGGCAGCGGCCCCUAUACUGCCCGCCUGUCAGGCGGAGACUCGCGCUAUCUCGACGUGCGGCUCUCCUUCGAGCGCGGACCGUCACCGCCACCGCCCAAACCGCCACCGCGCCCACCAAUAUCGCCCAGGCCUCCUCCUCUACCGCCGCGGCCGCCACGCACGCCACCAGGCACCGCCAGCUGCGACGCGACGUGGCACCCGCCCUCCAACAAGAAGAGCAGUGCAAACCAUAACGGGCCGCCCGACGGAUGCUGGGUCAUCGGCCCUCCGUGGUGGGGCGCUCGGCCACAGUGCCUGCUCGGCCCGCUGCUGGAGCUGUUUGGGGGGCAGGAGACGCUCCCGUUGCCAAGCGCGUAUUUCGACGGGUGGGGGAACUCGAACUGGGUCGAGGUGGAGAUCCCUCUGUCUGGCACGAUCAAGAUCAAGAGCCUCGUCGCGUCGCACCUGGUGUGCUCCUACAUCCGCCGCGCGCCAUUCAGCGCCGAGGCCUUUGUCGAGAAGGACUCGAGUCUGCUGAGUCAAACGUCACCCGACUCGGGCCGGAGGCUGCGCAUCGCCAUACACAUCAAGGAGAUGACCUGCACGGCGGUGAUCCAUGGCGACGAGGCGUCGGGCCUGGUCGCGCACCACCUGUCGGACUCGAGCAUGACCAUCGACCUCGGCGACAUCAAGAUCGGCGCGGAGAUUUUUGUUGGCUUCGAGGCCGACGAUGACGGUAACCUGAUCCAGAACUUGGGCUUUGCAGACCCGGCGUGCAAGCCGACGAAGAGCUGCUCCUGCCGGCCCCUCGACAUGCGCUGUCCGGUGGCGGGCAUGUCGAUCGGGCGGCUCGAGGUCCACGUGUUUGACACGGAGCAGUCCUCAAACACGGGAUUCACCAACGAGCUGAUGCGUGCUGUGACGCCGAUGAUACGUACGGGUCUCGUGGAGGCGAUCGUCAAGCAGAAUUUCCCACGGCACACGAAGCUGGCUACCCCGCCGGAGCCACGCAACGAGUCGGCCGACGGCGGCGCGGGAUGUGUCUUCUCGGAGGGCUGCCGCCUAUUCAACCUUGUCUCCGAAACGGUGCUCAGCGGGCCGUUCUCGCCACUCUCAGUCUUCCACCGGAUGGGCGAGGCACGGCCGCCCCGAAACGACGAGCCGCGCGCAACCGAGCUUGUGCUCGAUACGCCGGCGCUCGCAGCCCUGGCGGAGGCCAUGCUCGGCAGCAGUCCGCUCACCAGCAGCGGAGGCGGCAUCGUCGUCGACGCCGCGCCGCGCACCGAGUCGGGCCUGGCGCAGUUCGAGCUAGUUGAGCUGAACCUGACGGUCGCAGAUAGCUCCUUCAUGAGCUUGAUUUUUGGCUACGACCUCAACGCCACGCUGGACUUUGAAUUCCUCGAGGUGCGAGCGGCCGCAAACUUCAUAUGGCUGCCGACGGCGGAGCCGGAGGGGCCGCGCCUUGGCGGCAGCCAAGCGCGGGGCUACGAGCUCGACCCGUCCAAGGCCAUCAAGCAGCGUAUUCAGUUUGGCAUGGUGGGCAAGAACUUCACCACGAGCACGCAGAGCUCGCUCCUCCACAUGCAAAAGGGCGCCUCGAUCUUCGCCUGCGCGCUGCUCAAGCUCGGGCUGCAGGACUUUAGCGUCGAUGGGGACGUCAACAUUCAUGCGCGUGCCGCUGGUGGUGACUGGGAAGAGGACGCGGCUGCCUUCUUCAACGAACUGCUCGGGUUCGUCCUCACGAACGUCAAUGCUUUGCCGGCCAGCGGCGUGGCGGGGAGUGCAUCGCUGACGCACGCGUUGAGUGGCUCGGUGUUGCGACAGCUGCUCACCGCCGAGGAGUGCGCCAGCGUGCGGCCGUGCGGUAGCGAGACACUCGCCCGCGACGCUGGAGACGGGGAAGCAUCGUCUCCAUCAGGGUCGUGGAUGAAUUGGCUCGGGGUCGGCCACGCCUUUGGCAUGGUGGUCAAUUUCGGUCUGUCGAUGGCCGACCUGGCCGCGCUGCAGCCCAUAUUCCUCAGGUUUGGCGAUGAGGCGCUCCGGCUGGCGCCGACAGGCACCCUCCUUGACGGCGCGACGUGGAAGUCAUCCGUGGGUGCCAGCGCGUUGUAUCGUCUCCUCCCGAAUGCAGACCGCCCGUCGAUCCGCGUGUCAGACGUGACGCUCGAGACACGGCUCCACGCCCCGCUGACGAAGCUAGAGGUGGAGGGAGGGGGAGACACGGCCCACCUUACGCUCAAGUACCUGGACGCACGCGUGUCGCUGGAGCUGCUCCUGCCAAAGAAGACGUCGCAGCUCGGCUCCGAGACCACGAUCAAGACGUCGGCGCGCUUGCGGCUCCGUGACGUAUCCGUCGCGGCACCGCUCCGCCUCUACCCCGCCGACGAUGCUGGCUUCGCGGCUCGCGGCGCGGUGCGGCCGUGGAUGCUGAGUGUCGGCGAUGUGAUGGGAGGCGUCUCCUGCGUGCACGCGCGGGUGAGUGGCGGCGCGCCCACGCUGAGUGCGACCGUGGAAGCUCUCGACAUCAGCGAGGGGGUCGCGAGGGGGAUGGACUUUCUCGAGAGAACCCUGCUCGACGAGCCCAUCCCUCUUGAGCUCCUCAGCCCCUGGGCCCCCUUUUUCGCCGACCUGGUGAACGAGAUGGCGGCUUUGACCGAGCAGGAUGCGGGCGGUUGCAGCGCGAGCGGUCCCGCCUCGGCGAUCCCGCUUUGGGCCCUCAUGGUGGGCGUCGUGGCGCUGCUGACGUUGUUGGUAGCGGGUCUCGCCUAUGGGUGCACCAAGCUUCUUCCGAAGCAGGGUGGCGAGCCCAGCCAGAGCUCGGGGGAGAAGAUGCUUUGA
Molecule: messenger RNA, 3267 nt
Organism: Emiliania huxleyi CCMP1516
Lineage: Eukaryota; Haptophyta; Isochrysidales; Noelaerhabdaceae
Exons: 1
Coding region: 1-3267 (1088 amino acids)
Source: RefSeq, a predicted model, not a curated record